GCUGGAACCUACCUUAUCCUUUCAACGAUCAAUGCAGCCACUCCAAAGUGACCAUUGACUUCAUCAACUGAUUCAAAUUGGUCAUUUAUCUUUCUUCUCCUUCUGCUUCACAGGGUUUCCUCUAUGACAUGGGAUAUGGAUGUGAAGCAGGCUUUGAUGCCAAUACAACACUACCCACACCGGAAUUGUUUGGCCUGCCAAGGGUUGCGCUGAUCAGGAGAGGAGGUGUGACAGAAGUGACUGCAUGUACGUUUCGAACAAAGAUGCUUGUAGCCAUGAAUGAUGGCGCUGUUGCCGCCAUUGUCUACAAUAACCCAGGUCAAGGAUCUAUUGAAGGCGCCGCCGCAGGGACAGAUGAGGCCGAAACACCUAUAGAGAUCCCUGGCAUGAUGGUAUCGUACGACUCGGGGUUCACACUGCGAGGCUAUCUCUUGAAUUCAAAUAAUGCCACCAGUCCCAGUUACAAUACCCGAGUGCGCAUCUCUAUGUCUACUGAUAGAAGGAUGCCGGUUAUCUGGGAAUUCGUCUUGAUUGUCGUUGUAGUGCUUUUAGGUGUCUCAUUCACUAUAUCUGUCAUCUUGCAUUGCCGAUUGUAUGCCCUAAGACAACGAUACAGAGCGGAAGCAAUGGCACGAGGAGGUGACUUGCUUCCAAAUGGAACAAUCCAUAUGAGGAAAACUAUCGAGAAGGCUGCCCUGGACGAAUUCCCAGUCAGGAUAUAUGGACAAAGCACGCCAUCAGCUCCCUCAGGGUCAGCAGCAGUAUCAGGUACAUUGCAGGCGUCAACAUCAAUGCAAUUGCCUACAUUGAAUCAUGUUCAGCAGCUCCCGGAGCUGGAGCAGGAUGACUCCAAAACUACUCGUGAAGCUGAUGGCCAUAUUUGCGAGCGUGAUGGGUACUCUGGUGGCCACUCACCGCAAGUGGCGAGGACCAACUCUGUCUCGGGCAGAUCCAUGCGGUCUGUCACAGCUCUUGCAGCCGCUGAAACCCUGGACUCUGCAGCCUAUCCAUUUAUUCCGGCAAACGAAAUUAUCAAUGAUACCUGUGCCAUCUGCCUGGACGAGUUUUCGGAGGGGGAGGAGAUCCGUACUUUGCCAUGUCACCACGAAUUCCACUGUGAAUGUAUUGGUAAGUAUUGAUAGGUCAUUAUCAACAAUUGCUAUGGAGAAUUGAUUAUUCUUGGUACCUUGAAUUAGACUAAUUGGUAAGAAACUAUGCUCGUUCCAUUAAAGACCCAUGGCUCACUUGUAAGAGCUCAA
Lobosporangium transversale is the source of this 1259-nucleotide messenger RNA. RefSeq lists its product as hypothetical. Bases 129 to 1139 code for a protein of 336 amino acids. The transcript is spliced from 2 exons. NCBI's taxonomy places the organism in Eukaryota, Fungi, Mortierellomycota, Mortierellomycetes, Mortierellales, Mortierellaceae. The record is from RefSeq and is a predicted model, not a curated record.